GAACAUCUACAUUCAAAUGCAUGUGAGUGUACCGUUGUAGGAGUUAGAGGUAGUCAUAUUAGGUCAACGUGAGCUAUCAAUGCUCGCCCAAAACUUCCAGCGACUAGCAUCAGUUUAGCUAAUGCUAUGCUAAGCUAUGUUAUGCUACUACGGGGCAUCCUACCUUUGUGUCUUCAAUCUUGCGUGACAUUUUGCUGAUUUUACUGGACAGGUCCUCUUUCUCCAGUUUGCCAGACAUGGCGAGGACGUCAGUGACAAACGACGACAUCGGGAAACACAAGGUUAUAUAGAUAUUUUAUUUGUAAAACUAUGACAGUUCAAGGCGCGCCAGGCGAUUUGAUUGGCUCGCGCAAAUGGUCAGGAUGCCCCACCCCUUCCACUUCCCGAUUGGCUCGCGUAAAGGAUACCCCAUCUCUUCCACUUUUCCCAAUGCUUUUAUUUUUCUUCGUUUCUCUGGAGAUCUGCAAAUGUUACAAAAUACAUCACUUCUGCUACCAAGCGUCAGAUAGAUAACUUGCACUGGGUUUAUUAAUUAUCCAUUCAUAUGGAUUCAUACACCAAGCACAGUGCAUUGGUGUACUCUAUGUCUGUACUGUAAUUGAUAUUUGCCUCCACUCCAGUCCGGUGUGUGACGCUGUUGUGUUUGCGUACAUGCUCUUAUAUGCUAGAAGAAGAGCGUCUGCAUAUCUCUAUGGCAACCACAAAUAUUUAGCAUAGCGCUUUUGUGGGCUAACGGCGGCGUGUUUAGCUUAUCGUUAUUCUACUAUCAAACUCGUUCAUUUCAAUUAGUAAAAAUGGCUGGUAUAGGUAAUCUAGAUAGUUAAGAAGCUGUAAUGUAGAGGAAAUGGCGGGUGAAAGGUGAAGGAAGUGUUGACCAACGGAUCAAAACAGUUAGCUGCAAGUUGUUUGCUAGCUUAUAAUCGAUCAUGUCAGAUUGGUGCAACACCGACACAGGAGAGGCUGUCUACCGGUCUCUGGAUGCUAUCAAAAACCUGCGGAUAAAGGUGCACUUAGAGAGGGUGACCACCACUGCGACUCUCUCUAUGCACUUCCAGCAAGAAGUUCUGACCCAGCAGGAUGGAGGAGCCAUUGAACUGAAACCUCUCACCUCACAGGCCCAGAGUGGUGACAAUGAGGAGCAAGUAGUUGUGGGCUGGCAGGAGAAACUCUUCAGUCAGUAUGAAAUGGAGUUGUUCCAAAACGAGGCGGCUUGCCAGACUCCUCUGGACCGCCAGUACCACAAAGAGGUCACAGCCCUGAACAAGGCGAAGGGUCGGCAAAAUAACAGGAUCUUCACAUACACGGAUUACGAUCGCUACACCAACUACCAUCCGCUCCAGCAGCUACAGGGCAACGAUUUACUGACCACAACCAAAUCCAGGCCCACCUUCCUGGCUGAGAGAAUGGCCAGCGUGCGACACAGACGGCAGGAUCGGCGAACCAUGGACUCCAGCUUCCCCAAGUCCAAGAUCAUCAACUGGGAGCCCAGUGAAGACUUCAUGAGGAGCAGUCAUGAGAUGAACAGUGUCAUGCAGACCAUGCACAUUAUGGCAGACCUGGGACCGCCUGGAAAACUGGGCCAAAAAGAGAACGAAUGUCUGCUGUUCACUGUAAAAACCGAUGGCAACGGAACGAUCAUCGUAAAACCUGACUUCAACAAGGGCAAAGAGCCCUACAGGAUUACCACUGAGGGGACCAACAAAGAAGUUUGGCGUCUCACCGUGGAUAAUGUUUCAGCGCCCAUGAAAACCGAGGAAAAGGAGAGAGAGAAGCACCUGUACAAAGAUCUUUUAGUGAGGCACAAGGACUUCCCAAAUAGCCUUGUCGGGCAGGACUUUGAAAUGCCUCCUCCAGGUAUUCUGCGGUACUUAAUAAACGGGGAGAUAGUGUCUGCCAAGGGCUUUGAGUAUGAUAACCUAUACAUCGAUUACAUAAUGGAGCUGCCAAACAACUGGUCCAGCUUGCCAAUGCAGUCCCACUCCGGAGUCACCCACACUUCACGCACCAAAGCAUUAGGGAAGGACAAUGUGGCUUACUUCUGUUACCCCUUCACCUUUGAGGCGUUCUACAUGACUGAAAAAGAGAGUGAGGAAUCAGUUCCCCAUUGGCCCGUGUUGUAUUUCAAGGUUCUGUCUCUGGACGACUGGCAGCGGUAUCGGACCGAGGGCUACGGGUACCUGCUCUUUCCUGACACGGCAGGUAAACACACUCAGACGUGUCACACGUGGAGACCCGUCCAGACAGGCACAGCCUCUGCAAUGCGACGCUUCUUCAUCGGAGGUUCUCCAGAGCUAGAGGAUCAUAGCUACGUGAGGAUACCAGGACAUUUCAAGGGAGAGAGGCUUAGUCGCUUGGGCUUUUCUACUGAAAGUUCAGGAAGCGUGACCUUUAAUCUUCACUGCAUCCAGCAAUCCAAGGCCUUUGUGGAUUCUGCAACAUCGAAAAGAAGAAGGCACUAUGUCGCUGACCACACCCACGGAUUUAGUCAUCACGAUACGCUCUUAAGCACCAUGGAUGCAUUUCAACGGGCCAGAAGAAAAAUGCAAGAAGUCAGAGAAAGUCUUCCCAGAGACUUCAUCGCCUCAGCCUCCCAACUCCAAAUUUAAUGACCCGCUUAGGAGUGAAAAUCAGCAUGACAAAAUUGUAUUUGCUGUUUAAAACAAUAUGACUGUGAUACAAGCACAACUAGAGAGUCAUUUGUGACUAUAUUUUUAUGAAUAAUUUGCUGCAAUGUCACAACAUGUUUUUGUAAUACAUAAAGUCAAAAUAAAUGAGGACUUUUUUAAGGAAACAUCAAAUGUUUUAAGGUGGUUG
Messenger RNA from Doryrhamphus excisus (bluestripe pipefish), 2814 nucleotides. RefSeq names its product MKS transition zone complex subunit 1 (gene mks1). NCBI's taxonomy places the organism in Eukaryota, Metazoa, Chordata, Actinopteri, Syngnathiformes, Syngnathidae. The record is from RefSeq and is a predicted model, not a curated record. Gene Ontology annotation, biological process: cilium assembly. Gene Ontology annotation, cellular component: MKS complex.